UCACUCCGGGCCUCGUCUUCCUCGUUUCGCCAGUCGACACGCUGAAAAAAUUCACGCGCUAAGCGCACCCCGCCAAAUCUACCAGAUGCUCUCCGGGGUGGCGCGCGCGCUAAUGGCGUCAGGGUCCUGAGGUGCUCGGGGGCAAGGGAAGGCGCGGGGAGGAAGGACGGCGCUGGUGAGGCGGAGAGCUCUCGGCGGGCGGGGAUGAUACGGUACCAGAUACGGAACGAGUAUGGGCUGGCGGAUCCGGAGAUGUACGCGGGCCCCGGGGAAGGGGAGGAGGAUGACCCGGAGGCGCUCCUCGAGGGCGUCGCCAUGGCCGGACUCGUCGGCAUGCUCCGCCAGCUCGGGGAUCUCGCGGAGUUUGCAGCUGAAAUUUUUCAUGACCUUCAUGAAGAGGUUAUGGCUACUGCUUCCAGAGGACAUGGUUUAAUGCUCCGGUUGCAGCAAUUAGAGGCAGAAUUUCCAGCAGUUGAAAAGGCUAUCAUAUCUCAGACUGAGCACUCAAAUUACCCUCACGAUGAUGGAACUGAGUGGCAUGCUAAUCUUCAACUUAAUCAGAAUGUGAUCACACAAGGAGAUAUGCCUCGUUUCAUUAUGGAUUCAUAUGAAGAAUGCCGUGGCCCACCACAAUUGUUCACGUUGGAUAAGUUUGAUGUUGCUGGUGCUGGAGCCUCCUUAAAACGAUAUUCAGACCCCUCUUUCUUCAAGACAGAACAUACCUCCAACAUGAUAGAAACAGAUGUUUUAAUUGAAAAGAAACCUCGUAGAAUUAAGAAGAAGGCCAUGCGAUGGAGGAAAGGGGCAACUCUUGAAUCAUUACUCACUGCAAACUCUGAGCCUCACAUCACCCCCAAGGAUCGAACUUCUAGAAAAGUUCCACCUAGAACAACAAAGUUGAAAUCCAGGCAACCACUGACUCCUGAUCAUAAAACUACUAGCAGAAUCUGGCAGGAGCAUCUGCAAGAAGUAAUUUCAUCGCAGCAAAAAAUCAUCUCCAGAUAUUCGGCGAGGCAUUACCAUGUGAAAUUUAGAUCUACUGACUCAAGUGAAACUGCAUCUCCUUUUGGAGAAAUGGACAAUUUUGGUGCCCUUCAAUCUUCUGAUAAAUUGGAUCUGACAAAAGUUGUUCCAGUAAACGAAUCUGAUGACGUGGAGACUAAAUCUGAACCCACUGAUGGACCAGCUUACUUGGAGCUUGGGGAUAAUCGAAUUCUGGGGAAACAACAUGAACCUUUUCAACAAAAUGGCAUGGUCCAUGGCUCAGAAAAGGUGCAGGAUUGUCCAAACUUGGAUGUUGGAGAAAGUAAUAACAGAUCACAUUUGACAUAUGAAGAGAAACCCCUAUUGGCUGGGGUUCCUGCUGAUCAGAAAGAUAUUGAUGGCCGCAGGGCUGAUGACAUUGUGAGUGAUCAAGACAACUUCAUCGAUGCUUGUAAUGACAUGGACUUGGAAGAUGAAGAAGAUCCUGAAAUGGAAACUGAAUGUGAUCCCAGUGCCAGCGUUGAACUGGUUGAAUUGAACCGUCACAACAAGGAAGGUGAAAAUGCAUUGUAUGCAGAACCUCCAGAAGUAGUUCCUGCAAUAGACUCCUCAACAGAGUUGGACGAUUCAAGCAGUGGUGGAGAACCAACCUGCAUGGACUUGCCACUUGCAAGUGAUUCUGCUCCCACAGUGUCAGCCACUAAUGGUCCAAACUCUGGUUCACAAUCUGGCAGACAAUUGAAUGGUGUUGACUGGCCCAAAGAUGAAGAGCCUUCUAAUGAUGUGGAUCUAAUGGAUGUGAGCUCAUCAUCUAGUGUAGUUUCUGAAAAUGGCGAUGCACAAAACAAUGAGGAAGCUUUUCACUCUUUGAGUGACGAUCAUGCUGCUGCUAUCCAUAAUUCGGAUAAACAGUCACCCGAUACAUCUAGCUACUUGGAUGAUAUGGCUAUCGGCUGCAACAAUUACACCGAUAAAGCACGUCAUCCAGUGGAGCAUGUCCAGGAUGUUGUACUGGAUGAUAUUUCUAUGGUAUUGAGCAAACCUAAUGAUGUUUCAGAAGACGAAGAUAAAAUCAGUUCUGGGAGUGCUGAUGAUUUGUCUCUCCACCCUACCAAACCAAACCAAGAGGAAAUGCAGGAGUUGAAGAAAGAAUUUGAUGAAGGCAGAUCUCUAGAAUCAGGAAGUUCACCUAGCAAACUUGCAUCGCUGCCCGAUAAGGAUCAUGUUAUGUGGAUGAAUGAUGUAGAAGUCGACAAUGUUACAGUUCCUAAAGAAACCCCAUCAGGUUUGGAUCCUGAUGGCAUCCACGAGCGUCAAGAUGGAAUUUCACCAAAACAUUCAAGCAUCCACAAUAAUGUACUGUAUGAAUCAUAUGAUGAUGAGAUUGCUGAAGACAUGCACUCUUUACUAGAUGAUGGCCUAUCAACUACUUUCAGUAAGCAUGUUGCAGAGAACCAUCAAAUUGUUGUGCUUGAACAAAGGACUUGUCCAACUAGCCUCAACACAUGCAAGGAUGAUUCUAUGCAAGCAUGUGCCGUGGCCAGGGAUUUCACUGAUGCUCAGAAGCUUCCAGGAGUCAUUUCAGGUGUAUCAGCUUCUCAAGAGGAGACAGAAUCUCAUGUAGGAGAGACACUUGCACCCACGUCCUGUGCAUUUAGCGAUGAUACUGAAGCACUAGAGAUUGGUGUCCCUCUAGCCCCUAGUACUUCCUUUCUACCUAACACCAGUAGUUCCUUUGUAGACCAACAUGAAUCGACUGAAAUGGAAGAAAUUCCAGAGGUUGGUGAAUUUGCGGUUGCAGAAGAAUCAACUACUAGUGGAUCCUUCAUAGAGCAACAUGAAUUGACUGAAACGGAAGAAAUUCCAGAGGUUGGUGAAUUUGCGGUUGCAGAAGAAUCAACUACUAGUGGAUUUGCAAAUGAUGUGGUACCUCCCAAAGAGUUCAUUGAUUCUAACAUACAUCCUGAAAAGGCAGAGGUUCUGGCUACAAAUUCAACGGAAGAAGCCACUAGGCUGGAUUUGCAACUACAGUCUCCUUCGAGGGAAGAUUUGGAAACAAUGGAACCUAUUCACAGAAAUCUUGGGGCAGUAGAUGACUCAAGAGAAGAUAUCUCUAAGAAGAGUAUGUUGCAGACAGACAAUAAUCCUCCUCUUAUUGCAGGGACUACAAGUGAAAAAUGUAGUGGCAGGGAUGAUGGUACACAAUUUCUAGUAGAAUCUUAUUAUCAAGAGGAAUUACUAGAAGAGGCCGGUCAUAAUGCUGAAGAUCUCUCUCUAUGCGAUUUGAACAAGGAUGGUGCAGUAACCCUGCAAAGUAACACAGUUGGGAAACAACCAGUGGAUGCUGAUCAAGAUUUGGCGUGGGGGAUGCACGCUCAAGAUUCUAGUAGUACAAACCCGUUCCUGGAUCCUGCUUACUUGAUGAGCCAUACUCAAAUUUAUCCAUCUUCCAGUAUGAACUGCCAACCAUAUUUCCCUGAAGAAGAGGAUUUCCUUUCAGAACUUCUAAUACAACAUGACAAUAUGGGUGUAACUGCUGAUGCCCUUUGGGAACCUGCAACUCCACCUGAUGAAGCACCAUUACCAUCAGAAAUUAUGACUGAAGAUGAUUUCAGAUCCUUCUGCCAUGAAUAUCAUGAGAUAGAUUUUUCAUCUGUCACUGACUGUUCCCACAGUCAACCAGCCUCAGAUUCUAACAAAACUCCAAAUGCUUUUCUGGUCAGAGAGUCAGAUCUUCCAUGUUAUAACUCAGCCUUGCCAGUGAAGUUAGACAAGGAAGCCUGUGUUCAUUCUAAGUUCUGUUCUGAGUGUGUUGAAUGUUCAUGUGCUGUGGAUGCACAAGGUACUACAUCAAUGACUGUUUCUGGUAAAGAAGAUCUCAAGGACAAGGGCGAGAAAACAGGAGUAGAUUCCCAUUUAAAAUCUCCUGAGUUUUCCAAUGAUAACAGAAGUCCUGAAUUAAAUAUGCUCUCUGUUCCAGUGGUUAUACAGCAGGAACUGCAUGGCUUGUCUGGAGUUGAUUCUCGUAGUAGCUCCCCUUUGCUGCAUAAGGAGAAGACUAGUGAAGAAUGCUUCUUUCCUUUAAGAAACGACGUUGAAGUGAAACAAGAGUUGGAAAUCUGUGCUGACCUUGUUCCACAUUCUUCUAUUAAUGAAAAAGUAGAUGGACUGGAUGUUACUGUACCAGUGGAACCAGUGGUCCAUGCCUGUGCCUUGGAUGAAUAUGACAACCAAGAUUUUCCACGCCGUUCAACUGGUGAGAAGAAUGAGGCCCUUCCUUUGGGCAAACCUGUUCUAGCGCAGGGGCCAGAAGUUUGUGCCUUUGGUGGAUUUGAAUUUGAUCCUCUGAUCAUUCCAUCACAUUCAGUUGAUGAGACUAAGGACAAUCUUGAAGUCAGAAUGAACAUGAUCCUCCAAUCAUUCCAUCAUUCUUUGAGAACUUCUUUUCAAGCAGAACAGAAGUCAGAAUGUUGUACGUCAGGUGAACAUGAUUCUCAAAUAGUUCCAUUUCCUUUGCAUGAUGAGAAGAUCGACGAACUGGAUGGUCCUCUUUUGAGCAAUGCUGAUGAACUGGAUCGGGGAUCAAAAGUUUGUGUUCCACAUGGACAUGAUGCUCAAAUCACUCCAUGUUCAACUGAUGAGGAUAUACAUGAAUUAGAUCACCCUCCUUUGAGCAGUUCCGCUUUAGUGGAUCUUGAAUCAGAAGACCAUGUCUCGGAUGACCGUGAUUCCAAAGUCGCUCCAUGUUUGGUUAAAGAUAAGAUUGAUGAAUCUGUAGAUGCUCAACCAAACCUUCUUCCUGGGGAGCUAGAGCAGGAAACUCAUGCACCCCCUAAAUUAGACUUUCAAGUUGCUCCACAAUCAGUGAAGGAAUCUGAUUGCUCAACUGAAUUUGAUUCCCAGACUGCACCAUGUUCUUCAAAUAUACCAGUACUAGCUGACACAACAGUGUUGACUUGUAUUUCUGCCAUGCCUAGCAGUGACAGUGAGGAAACGAAUCAGUUGUCUCCUGGUCCGCCACCCACUGUACAAUUUCAAAAUGAUUCCUACAAAGAUCCUCAAGCACCACCCCCUCUCCCUCCUCUCCAGUGGAGGCUUGGGAAGCCUCGUCUAGGACUUCUGAGUAGAAAAGGCUGUAUGACUGAGCCUGCGAGCGUAAUAGAUCCUGUUUUGCAGGUAUCAAGCCGAGAGAUGGAUAUCAGGCUAGGUUUGCUUGAUCCAACAGAUAGAUCUAUAGAACCAGUACCCUCUCAAGAAAUCAAAGAAGAUAAAUGUGAGAGUUCUUCGAUAGAUCAUAAUGAUCAAAAUGUAGAUUUUGGAAGAUUAUCGGCAAGGGUUGACGUAACUGAUGUUGCAAGGACUGAACACAGACCAUCCUUAGAGGCUUCAGAGGACAUUAAGCAAGAGGGGCAUAUUUCUUCAUCAGCAACAGGAGUUGACGAACACCUGGAUGCUGGGGUCACAUCAACAACAGCAGAUGAGAAACAUCUGGAUGAUUCUGGAAUGACAGAUGGAACAGCUUUAUACUCACCAGAACCUCUGUUUCCAUUACCUGCAUAUGAACUGCAGGACCCUAAACCAGAUACUAGAGAAAAUAGUGAGUAUCCCUGCCAAACACAUGGAGCUGCAUCUGGAGAUGAUAAGUCAAUGGAUGCUUUUGGCAACAUGGAAAGCACCCCAGCAGGACAUGUUUCUGAAAAUAGGUGUUACCAGCAACAUCAGCAUGGUGAAUCAUCCUCAAAGACUUCAGACCAUGAAGAGCAUAUUACAAAUGCAUCAGAGGACGGUGUUAAGCAUCAGUCUGGUACAAGUGAGGCACCUUCAGACACAGCAAAGCAUUCUGCACCAGGCACCCUGUUGAAAGGGAAUGGCCAAGAGAGUCAAAUUUUACAAGAACAUAAUGUGGGGAGCUCCGAGGACGAUCAACCAGGAGGUCCAUUGUGCAGCUUAGAAUCAAUGGCAUCUCAAGAUUAUCCACAUGAUGAAUACAAUUUAGAGAGGGAAAACAGAAACCAGGCUAGCAACCCAGGCCCUUUACUGGAACGGCCUGGUGAUAAAAGUGAGUUGGUCACUGGCCUUGAUGAAGGUUGCUAUGUGCAUGCUGAGCAGCCACCUGUGAUGGGAUGGACUGUUGGACCUCAGAUGCUUCAUCCUAAAUAUGGUGUUUUAGUAGAAGAGAGCCAAUUUGAGUCAAAUAUUGCCGACAAUCAUUUAACCAGGAAGCCUAUUUCCAUAAAAAACAUUCCAAGGAAUCCACUCGUUGACGCUGUUGCUGCUCACGACAGAAGCUCGAUGAGAAAGGUUUCAGAGCUUGCACCAUCAACUGACAAGCUGAAGCCUAAUGAGAGAAACAUGUUGCUAGAACAGAUAAGAAGCAAGACCUUCAGCUUGAAACCGGUUGCUCCUGCUAAGCCAACAGCCAUGAGAUCACCUGCUAGAACCAGUACUAGAAACUUGAAGGUUGCCGCUAUCAUAGAAAAGGCAAAUGCCAUCCGACAGGCAGUGGGAAGUGACGAUGAAGACGCAGAUAGUUGGAGUGAUACAUAAAUGCCCACCUUUUGCCCUCUUGGUGUUUCUUUCCACGACAGAAAGAUACCAAUUCCUCAAGAACAUUGGGGACAGGUUGGGGAUGCAUAGCCAUGUCAUCGUUUUUGUUAGUAGUGUAAUGUUAGUCUUGUGUAUAGUAUAUGCCCAUAAUCCUUCUUUCUUCUUUCAGUUUUCUUUCUGUAUUCUUUCGACCGAUUGUUUGUAUACCGGCCUGCCUCUCCCAGCAGCAAAGGCUGUUGCGGUUGGCAUGAUCCUAGGAUAGCAUGCAUGGUCUAUGUAAAUUAAACAGUAGUUACAAGUAAACACUUAUUUCAUCUUCUGAAAAAAGGGGAGAUAAUGGCAUCAUCGAUUC
This is a messenger RNA of Sorghum bicolor (sorghum), 6883 nucleotides long. RefSeq names its product SCAR-like protein 1. Bases 205 to 6531 code for a protein of 2108 amino acids. Gene Ontology annotation, cellular component: cytoskeleton. The record is from RefSeq and is a predicted model, not a curated record. The transcript has 11 exons. Gene Ontology annotation, molecular function: Arp2/3 complex binding; actin binding; protein kinase A regulatory subunit binding. NCBI's taxonomy places the organism in Eukaryota, Viridiplantae, Streptophyta, Magnoliopsida, Poales, Poaceae. Gene Ontology annotation, biological process: actin cytoskeleton organization; positive regulation of Arp2/3 complex-mediated actin nucleation.